Messenger RNA from Patella vulgata (common limpet), 2941 nucleotides. Its product is annotated as zinc finger protein 234. The transcript is spliced from 2 exons. NCBI's taxonomy places the organism in Eukaryota, Metazoa, Mollusca, Gastropoda, Patellidae. Gene Ontology annotation, molecular function: RNA polymerase II cis-regulatory region sequence-specific DNA binding; DNA-binding transcription factor activity. Gene Ontology annotation, biological process: regulation of transcription by RNA polymerase II. Bases 119 to 1612 code for a protein of 497 amino acids. The record is from RefSeq and is a predicted model, not a curated record.
AUACCGGAAAUAAACAUUGACUGACAAAGAAAGUCUGGAUUUUUGUAGAUAUUUUUGGAAACCAGUCGUCAUCCAGCCACAUAAGCUAGAAUUAAAUAAAAACGUUGCUAACAAAAGAAUGGAAACUAAUGAUGUUAUUACCUUACAUCAAUGUGUUGUAUGUGACAAGAUUUUUCAACAAUAUGCCGAUUUAGAAUAUCACAACAAAAUUCACAUUAAAGAAGAGAAAACAGAUGAAGAGAAGGGUGAUGACGAAUCUUGUCAUGUUAAAGAAGAGAAGGGUGAUGAAGAGAAGGAUGAUGACGAAUCUUAUCAUUUUGAAGAAGAUAUGGAAACACGACAUCAGUGUAAUUUGUGUGAUGAAAGAUUUGAAUUAGAAAUUGAUUUAAAGAAACACUGUGAAGUACAUGUUAAAGAAGAGACGUCUUUUUUACAACCCAGCAGUUCUAGUCCGUUAAACGAAACAGGGAUACAAAUCCAAAAUGACUGUAAAGCUCAUACAAAAUCUGACGUUUAUGGUAAAGCAUUAAGUGAUUGUGGAACUCUUCAAAUACAAAUGAGUACUCAAACUGAAAAAAACCCUUAUAAAUGUGAUGUUUGUGGUAAAUCAUUUAAAUUAAAUGAAGAUCUUAAGGGACAUGUGGAGAAUCAUACUGUUUGUGGUAAAUCAUUUAAAUUAAAUGAAGAUCUUAAGGGACAUGUGGAGAAUCAUACUGUUUGUGGUAAAUCAUUUAAAUUAAAUGAAGAUCUUAAGGGACAUGUGGAGAAUCAUACUGUUUGUGGUAAAUCAUUUAAAUUAAAUGAAGAUCUUAAGGGACAUGUGGAGAAUCAUACUGUUUGUGGUAAAUCAUUUAAAUUAAAUGAAGAUCUUAAGAGACAUGUGGAGAAUCAUACUGUUUGUGGUAAAUCAUUUCAAUUAAAUGAAGAUCUUAAGGGACAUGUGGAGAAUCAUACUGUUUGUGGUAAAUCAUUUAAAUUAAAUGAAGAUCUUAAGAGACAUGUGGAGAAUCAUACUGAUGAAAAGGCUUAUAAAUGUGAUGUUUGUGGUAAAUCAUUUAAAUUAAAUGAAGAUCUUAAGAGACAUGUGGAGAAUCAUACUGAUGAAAAGGCUUAUAAAUGUGGUGUUUGUAGCAAAUCAUUUAGCUACACCAUCCCACUGCUUGUUCACAUGAGAAUUCACACAGGUGAAAAACCAUUUAAGUGUGAUGUUUGUGAUAAAUCAUUUACACAGCGAGGUGGCCUACAAAGGCAUGAGAGAAUUCAUACAGGUGAAAAACCUUUCAAGUGUGAUCUUUGCGGUAAACCGUUCGCUCAGAGAAACGGUCUACAAGACCACCGAAGAAUUCAUACAGGAGAGAGGCCGUAUAAAUGUGAUGUUUGUGGUAAAUCAUUCACUGAUAAGGGCAAUUUACAGACACAUAUCAAAACUCACUCUGGCGAACGACCUUUUAAAUGUGAUGUUUGUGGAAAAUUGUUGACGCGGAAAAGUACUCUCCAGAGCCACAUGAGAACUCACACCGGAGAAAGGCCUUUUAAAUGUGAUGUUUGUAGUAAAUCAUUUACUCAGAGAAUCGUUCUACAGAAUCAUAUGCGAACUCAUCAGGGAUCUUAAAUACUUGGGGGAGCCACGGUGGCUACAUGUAAGUGGGUAGAACGCUGGCUCGCUAGCCUGGAGGUCGCGUGUUCAAUCCCUGCAUUGGCCCAGAAACUUCAUCUGGAUUUUCCAACGUGUUUCCCCCUUUUCAGUGGUGCAGGACAGAGGGCCUGACAAGGACAGCUGUCCAGUCGUUUGGAUAGGAUGAAAAACCAAGGUCUUGUGUACACAUUGGCGUGCACGUAAAGGAUCCGUUGGCAUUUGGAAUUCAGUAUAAGAGCAAGCCAUAGUGCCGCUGUCCAGGCAAAAUUUCCCUCAUACAUGUAGCAAACUGUAUGGCGUAUGCUCGUCUUCAUUAGCCCAGUCAGGAGUAGGACGUUAAAGAGAGAGAGAGAAAUGGGGUAUAACGUCCACUCAACAGAGUAGGACGUUAAACCCCAUUUCAUUUGAAUUAAUCAAUCAGCUGAUUAUAGUCGGCUUCAGCUGCUUGAUGUUUGAAAAGCAGAUUAAUAAAACAAUGAACCUGCCACUGUGUGGAAUAAAGCAUGAGACUGGAGUUAGGCUGAGGAAAGAAAGACUGAAAAAGAUAAAGUGAAAGGCGGCCUCGGUUUUUCUAUUGAAGGUUUUUUUCUGAAGUCUUUCAUCCCCAGCAAAAAACUAAGUUGAGGACUUUAUCUUGCUUAUAAACCGUCUAUGAUUAUAUGUACGUAAAAUGAAAAUAUCCCAUAAUUGCAAUUAAAUAAAAAAAACCCUUAUAUCAUGUUUUCUUAUGGAAAAAAAAUCCCCUACCCUGGAAGAAUAACCUGUUACAGGUUUAAAGAAAAACUUUCAGAAGAAUCAUCCAAAAAUUUCCUUGUAUAUAUCCAAAGCUGAUCUCCCAAUUUUCAGACCGCAAGUUAUUCCGGGCAUAGAAUAUACCCCAAACAUCAAAGGGAUUUACCGUUAUAGGUUUAUUAUAAGGUAUCAUAAAUCAAUCCACCUGUACAAGAGUUUAAUCAUUAGGCAUAUCUGUUGAUUAAAAUCCCUGGAACUGAUACUGGAGGUAAAACCUGAUUAUUAGUUUAAUUAUCACUAAUUCUCCGGUACAUAUUGGCCUAUAUCAGUAGAAAUUGAUAUUGGCCCAUAUUCUGCCGUUAUGUUGAUGCAGGAAACCCUGAUAUCUGUUCAAAAAGAGUGUAAAUACCUUGAAAUUAUUAUUUGAGUUUUGAACAAGAUAAUUAUUCUCUCAUGUUUGGAAUUUUACGAAGAGAAGUCAAACUACAUGUAGGUCUAAAUUUAACAAUAUUUUAACCCAUGGGCGGUGGAGGUAUCUGCUGCUUUCUUGAAAAUGUUUGGCACAUGUAUUGA